CAAGUCUAACCCGUCUGGCCCUGGCGAGGCUGGGAUGGGAGAGGGGUCAGGAGGCUGUGGCGCAGAAGCUGGGAGAAGGGGUGUCCGGCAUGAGAAGGAGUCAGGCUGGCUGCAGCAGAAAUGGGGUGUCGUGGGGGCACCGGGGUGUCAGUUGCGGGAAGAAGCCGGCUCCCUUCCUGUGCUAGUGGGGAGGGGCACAGGAAGUGUGAACCUCCUACUGCUGACUUGCUUGUUGAAUGCAAAACAGCUGCCCUUCCCAGGGGCCAGGGCGCUGCCAGCUUGCCCUCUGACUCCACCUUUCCCGUGGACUUCUUUGAGUUGCGGUGCUCUCUGUCUGACCGCGGGCCUCCCUGCUCCACCAUUUCCGGAGGUGCAGGAUGCUCUUGGUAUCCUGGCUGGUGUGGGUCUUCCCUUGAAUUUUUCCCGGGUGAAGCUCGUGGGAGCACUGGGCUCAUCUUGGAUCUGUUUUUAUUCUUCUUUCCUUAGCAGAGCAGCAGUUUCAAACUGUUCCCUGCCCUGAAGCCCUUGUGGGCGUAACCUUUGGGGGGCUCCUCUAAUUUCCAAGGCAAAGGAGAGUACAGAAGGCUGAUCUUCUAGGCCUGGUAGUGGGCCCUUGCCUCAGGGAGCUGAUCAUCUCCAGGGUAGACUCAGGUCAGGCUAGCUGGUCCCAAUGGCCCCUUCUGGGGUGAGAGUCUAUUGAGCCGCCUUGACAGGCGAGAGCAAAAUAGACCAGAUUCACUGGUUCGAAGCCUGGAAGGGCCCAUUCCCGCUCUCUGGUCUGACCUCCUGCUGAACACGGGCUGGGGCACUUCCCCAGAUUCAUUCCUCCUUUGAACUAGAGCAAAAAUCCAGUCUUGAUUUUAAAAUUGCCCAUGAUGGAGAACCCAUCCCAGGCCUUGGUAAGUUGUUCCCAUGGCUAAUGACGUCUGUGGUUAAAACUUUGCCCCUUGUUUCCAGUCUAACUCUGUCUAGCUUCAACUUCCCACCGCGGGCUCUUGUUGCCGACGCCAGGAAGGGCCGAAGGGGGGUUGCUCGUAGAGAGAUGAGAUCGUGGUUAUUCGGUGUAGGCAACUGUAUGUCCAGGAGGUUCCAAGUGUAUUAACAGGAUGAUUAAAGUGCCCUGGCGAGAUGUCUCUGUGCCAGUGUGCGGGGAAGCACAGCGACUCAGACAUGGAGGGCUGCUGCUUCUCUGCGGGCGGGGGCCUGAAGGUGUACCUGCACUGGAGCGGUGAGGAGGAGGAGCGGUGCCAGACCUACACGCAGGGGGUGCUGAGCGCAGAGGAGAUCUGCAUCGACAUUGCCCAGAAAAUCGGGAUCACACCGCUCUGCUACAGCCUCUUCGCGCUCUGUGACGUGCAGACCAGAGUCUGGCUCCCUCCCAACCAUGUGUUUGAAAUCAGCAAAGACACCAACCUGAAUCUGCUCUUCCGCAUGAGGUACUACUUCCGCAACUGGCAUGGGAUGAGCGACAAAGAGCCGGCCGUUUACCGCAACGUUCCCCGGCAGAGCGACGCCCUCGAGGACAAGCUGCAGGGCGGUGCGCUUCUGGACAAGUCGUCCUUCGAGUAUCUCUUUGAGCAGGGGAAAUACGAGUUCAUUAAUGACGUUGUGUCUCUGAAAGACCUUCAGAGCGAACAGGAGAUCCACCGGUUUAAGAACGAGAGCUUAGGCAUGGCUGUCCUUCACCUCUCUCACAUGGCUCUCCAGCGAGGCGUCUCUCUCGAAGAAGUGGCCAAAAAAACCAGCUUCAAGGGCUGCAUCCCACGCUCCUUCUGCCGGCAGAUCCAGCAGAACAACUACCUGACCAAGUUCCGCAUGAGGAACGUCUUCAGGAAGUUCGUGCAGCGCUUCCAGCGGCACACGGUCAGUGCUGGGAAGCUGACGGAGCAGGACGUCAUGUACAAGUACCUGGCCACCUUGGAGAACCUGGCCCCCCGCUUCGGGAGCGAGCUCUUCCCGGUCCUUUCCCUGGAGACGGCCUCUGAGGGCGAGAAGGUGCUGCCCUGUAUCAAUGGCGGGCACGCGCAGCUGGAGGACGGCUGUGCGUCGUCUCCCAGGGACAGGCCCGCCACCCACGAAGUCCUGGUCACCGGCACGGACGGGAUUCAGUGGCGGACUGUCCCUGUUCAGAGUGCAGAAAGCCACCCCCACCGGGGCUAUUUUGGGAGGAAGACCAAGGCCAAAGAGCUGGACCCCAAAGGGCCGUGUCAGCCAGUGGAGAGGAGCGAGGCCAAGUGGGUGCGCUUCUGUGACUUCCAGGAGAUCACGCACAUUGCCCUUGAGGACUGCAAAGUCAGCAUCAACCGGCAAGACAACAAGUGCCUGGAGCUGGUUCUCCCGUCAUACGAAACGGCCCUGUCCCUGGUGUCGCUGGUGGACGGCUACUUCAGGCUCACGGCCGACUCCAGCCACUACCUGUGCCACGAGGUGGCCCCGCCACGGCUGGUGAUGAGCGUCCUGAACUGCAUUCAUGGGCCAAUGCAGGAGGAGUUCGUCUUCGCCAAGCUGAAGCGGGAGGAGCAGGAUGGGCUGUACAUCAUCCGCUGGAGCAUCCUCGACUUCAACAGGCUGAUCCUGUCGGUGGUGAAGAGGGACCGAGGCCAGGCCACACCCAAGUAUAGGCAGUUCCGGAUCCAGAAGAGAGGCGGCUCCUUCGUGCUGGAGGGCUGGGAGCGGGAGUUCUCCACCGUACGGGAGCUGAUGGAUGUUCUCAAAGGCUGCACGCUCAAGUCGGGAGAUGAGAGCUUCACCGUGAGGAGGUGCUGCCCGCCGAAGCCGGGAGAGAUUUCAGACCUGAUCAUCGCCCGGAGGGUGAAGGACAGCACCAGGCAGAUCCUGAACCUGACCCAGCUCAGCUUCCACCAGAUCCGGAAAAACGAGAUCACCCAGAGAGCUCAUCUGGGCCAGGGCACCCGCACCAACAUCUACGAGGGUGUGCUUCAUGUUUGCGGGGGUGCUGGCGGGGACGACGAGGCCGAGUACUUCUCCACCGAGCAGAACAACAACAGUCGGGAGAUGCAUGUGGUACUCAAGGUGCUGGACCCCAGCCACAGGGACAUCGCCCUGGCGUUCUUCGAGACGGCCAGCCUCAUGAGCCAGGUCUCGCAUAUCCACCUGGCCUUCGUGCACGGCGUCUGCGUGCGGGGCUCCGAGAAUAUCAUGGUGGAGGAGUACGUCGAGCACGGUCCCCUGGAUGUCUUGCUGCGGAAGGAGAAAGGCCGGGUGACCGUCGGCUGGAAGAUCACGGUCGCGAAGCAGCUCGCCAGCGCCCUGAGCUACUUGGAGGACAAAAACCUGGUGCAUGGCAACGUGUGCGCCAAGAACAUCCUACUGGCCAGGAAGGGGUUGGAGGACGGGUUGCUGCCUUUCGUGAAGCUCAGCGACCCUGGGGUCAGCUUCACGGUGCUCUCCCGAGAAGAGCGAGUGGACCGGAUCCCCUGGAUCGCCCCUGAGUGCGUCCAGGAUGUCGGCAGCCUCAGCACCGCAGCUGACAAGUGGAGCUUCGGCACCACCCUGCUGGAGAUCUGCUUUGACGCGGACGUCCCGCUGAAGGAGCGCACCCCCUCUGAGAAAGAGCGCUUCUAUGAGAAGAAGCACCGCCUGCCCGAGCCGUCCUGCAAGGAGCUGGCUGCCCUGAUCAGCCAGUGCCUGACGUACGCCCCCAGCGAGCGGCCCUCUUUCCGGACCAUCCUGCGGGACCUCACCCAGCUGCAGCCGCACAACCUCGUCGAUGUCACCUCCGUGAGCCCCGACUUCCCUGUCUCGGACCCCACGGUCUUUCAGAAACGCUACCUGAAGAAGAUCCGAGAACUGGGGGAGGGUCACUUCGGCAAAGUGAGCCUGUACUGCUAUGACCCCACCAACGACGGCACCGGGGAGAUGGUGGCCGUGAAGUCGUUGAAGUCCGGCUGCAGCCAGCAGCUUCUCACCAGCUGGAAGAGGGAGAUUGAGAUCCUCAAGACGCUCUACCACGAGAACAUCGUCAAGUACAAGGGCUGCUGCAGCGAGCAAGGGGAGAAGAUCGUGCAGCUCAUCAUGGAGUACGUGCCCCUGGGCAGCCUGCGGGAUUACCUGCCCAAGCACAACGUCAGCCUGGCCCACAUCCUCCUCUUUGCCCAGCAAAUUUGCGAGGGCAUGGCUUACCUGCACUCCCUGCACUACAUCCACAGGGACCUGGCUGCUAGGAACGUGCUGCUGGAGAACGAGAACGUGGUGAAGAUCGGUGAUUUCGGACUGGCCAAAGCCAUCCCCGAAGGGCACGAAUAUUACCGCGUCUGCGAGGACGGAGACAGCCCUGUCUUCUGGUACGCCAUGGAAUGCCUGAAGGAGUGCAAGUUCUAUUACGCCUCCGACGUCUGGUCCUUCGGUGUCACUCUCUACGAGCUCCUGACACGCUGCGACUCCAGCCAGAGCCCCCCUGUGAAAUUCAUCGAGAUGAUCGGCGCGACUCAGGGUCAGAUGACCGUGCUGAGGCUGAUCGAGCUGCUGGACAGGGGGAAGAGGCUCCCGAGCCCGAAGGACUGUCCUUGUGAGAUCUACUGCUUAAUGAAAAACUGCUGGGAAUCCGAAGCUUCCUUCCGCCCAGCGUUCAAGAACCUCGUCCCCAUCCUGAAGAACUUCCACGAGAAAUACAAGGCUCAGGCCCCCUCGGUCUUCAGCGUGUGUUGAGUGGGAUGCUUGGGAACUUGCUCGGGGAAGGACCACAGCUGCCUUCAGCUGGAAACCCUCCGGCGGAGAGGCCACUUUGAAGUGCUGGGGAGGGUUGGGACUUCACUUGCUGCCUCGGUGCCUGCUGCUGCGCGGCACCCUCCUACUCGAUCCAGUUUUCCACCGUGUGCCGUGGAGUCCAGGGAACCCGCCGUGUAAGCAGAGAUGCUGGCGAAGCUUCUCUUGCCACUUCUGAAGUACGGACCUGCUGCUUUGGCCUGGAUUCCUAGGCUCUCCAGUCAGGUGGAUUUUAAUCCCGGAAAGUGGUUUCCUUCUAGGCUAUGCAGCUAGAGGAACCUGUGGGGCGUCUAGCAACCAGGCCCAACUGCCUUCCUGGCACAUCUCAUCGAACCUCCUGGCUUGUGUCAGCGCUAUGCAGCCAGAGCACUGUGCGUGUUGAAAGGGGCGGACGUGUGAAAAAGCCUCCUUGGAGCCUAACCCGCUGGAUCCCGGGCUGCUGUCAGGAACUCCUAACGCCUUUGCAGGGAGCUGUGGGGGCAGAGGCUGGCGCUUGAGGGGUGGGUACAGGCCUGAAUUUAGCCCUGUAACGCAGCAUCUGGGGCAAGGGGAGGGAGGGGGUGCACGGUUAAGGCCGCUGCCCAGUGAGGGCUCGAAGCAUCGUUAAAAAGGAUACAGUGGGCCGGCGUCUGCUCCCUCCUCCAGCCGGACAGGGGCUCCCAGCCUGCCCUGCUCGGUGGUGCUUUUGCAGCUCGGGAAUGGGCCUCUCUUGGGCCUGGCCCCCGCCUGUUCUUCACUGAUGCUUUGGUGUUUGAGCUUGGGAAAGCUCUGGCCCAUCCUCCAGCUGCUUGGGAUCUUGCCCAGUUUGUACCAUAAAGCACCACCGUGCCUGCUUCCGCUGGCAGCCACCGAGCACCAGCAGAGGUGCUCUACCCCGAGACAGCAGCCAGCUUCCUCUGUAACUCACCCCCCCCGCUCCCGUCUCUCCUUGAGCAGAGCCAC
Molecule: messenger RNA, 5667 nt
Organism: Terrapene triunguis (Three-toed box turtle)
Lineage: Eukaryota; Metazoa; Chordata; Testudines; Emydidae
Gene: TYK2
Product: tyrosine kinase 2
Exons: 24
Coding region: 1129-4668 (1179 amino acids)
Biological process (GO): intracellular signal transduction; peptidyl-tyrosine phosphorylation; cytokine-mediated signaling pathway
Cellular component (GO): cytoskeleton; cytosol; membrane
Molecular function (GO): non-membrane spanning protein tyrosine kinase activity; ATP binding; cytokine receptor binding
Source: RefSeq, a predicted model, not a curated record